Molecule: messenger RNA, 600 nt
Organism: Didymodactylos carnosus
Lineage: Eukaryota; Metazoa; Rotifera; Eurotatoria; Philodinida; Philodinidae
Source: the annotation of a GenBank genome assembly
AUGAAACUACCAGGAGAUUGCCCGUUAGCUCCGCUGUCUAUGGUAAGAUUUGGCAAAUACUACCCAUGAGGGUAAUUUUUGUUGAAAACUUGCGAUAUAUCGAGAUAUUAUGCUAAAUGUGCUGAAAUAUCGCGAUAAUGAGCAACUCUGUCGCGAUAUAAAAGUGAGUGCAGUUUAUCGCAGUCUCUCGAUAAAACGCAGUAGGCAAAACUAUCGCGGUAUACAAGUCAUUUAGCGUUGUACAUACCAGUAUGUCAAUAAACCGCGAUUAAUAUUUAUCGGACUUUAUCCUGAUAAAGUACUAUCGCUGUAUGUGUGAUCUUUAUCUCCAAAAGCAAAAGUAUCGCGAUAAACUCCAAUAAAUUUUUAUCGAGUAUUAUCGUGAUAAAAGGGUCAUCUCGACAAGAAGCUAAAAGUAUCGCGAUUAAAUUUUUAUCCCGAUGGAUAAGGAGAUUAAUUUUCCCGUAUUUUGUCCCGAUAUGAAAGAACAUAUAUGUUCUUUCAUUUAUUGCUAUAGCAAUAACUAGUAAGAUUACCCAAGAUAACUGAUUCAUCUCGAUAAUUUCCGAGGAAAAUUAGCGUGGUUUUUAAAAACCACGA